Molecule: messenger RNA, 4234 nt
Organism: Chelmon rostratus (copperband butterflyfish)
Lineage: Eukaryota; Metazoa; Chordata; Actinopteri; Chaetodontiformes; Chaetodontidae
Gene: gnpat
Product: glyceronephosphate O-acyltransferase
Exons: 17
Coding region: 145-2190 (681 amino acids)
Biological process (GO): ether lipid biosynthetic process
Cellular component (GO): peroxisomal membrane; mitochondrial membrane
Molecular function (GO): glycerone-phosphate O-acyltransferase activity
Source: RefSeq, a predicted model, not a curated record
UGUCAGUUUACACGCCCAUGCGAACUUCUCCAGGCGCACUGAUUGACGAAAAGUGUUAAAUCAAGAGGAAGAACAGCAGAAAAUAUCGGUGCUCGUAGAUCUUCACUGGCUGCAGCGUCUAUGUGCUUGUGAAGUGUGAUAAACAUGGCAUCCGGAGCUGUUUAUUCGCACAGAGACCCCGUGCUGAAGAAAAGAGAUGACUUCGAGGACAUCCUGGAGGAGAGGAGGAACUCCAGCGACCUGAGAUACGCCCUCAGGUGUUACACUCCUGUUCUUUACAAAGGAGUGACGCCCUGCAAAGCCAGCAUGCUGAAGAGCAUGGUGCUUCAGUCUGAUCAGCUGCACUAUGUCAUCCGUCAGGUUUCCAAAGAGACGGGCCGGGCCGCUGAUGACGUCCAGGACGAGGCGUCGGCCAUCUUGGAGGAGAUGGCUCACUCUCUGCAGCUCAGCACCGUUCGAUUCUUUGCCUUCACGCUCAGCAAGGUCUUUAAAACCUUGUUCAGGAGCAUCUGCGUCAAUGAAGAGGGCAUCCAGAGGCUCCAGCAGGUCAUUCAGGAACACCCGGUCGUCCUGUUACCCAGCCACCGGAGCUACAUGGACUUCCUGCUGAUGUCAUACAUCCUGUACACGUACGACCUGGCUCUGCCUGUCAUCGCCGCCGGCAUGGACUUCAUGGGGAUGAAGUUUGUUGGGGAGAUGCUGCGGAUGUCUGGAGCUUUCUUCAUUCGCAGGUCGUUCGGUGGAGACAAGCUGUACUGGUCUGUCUUCUCGGAGUAUGUGAAGACGAUGCUGAAGAAUGGAUUUGCACCAGUUGAAUUUUUCCUCGAGGGGACCAGAAGCCGAACGUCCAAGUCUUUGACACCAAAGUUAGGUCUGUUGAACAUCGUCAUGGAUCCGUUCUUUAAGGGGGAGGUGUUUGAUGUGAGCCUGGUCCCGGUCAGCAUCAGCUAUGAGAGGAUCCUGGAGGAGGCGCUUUACGCCAGAGAACUGCUGGGUGUACCCAAACCCAAAGAGUCCACUUCAGGUCUGUUUAAAGCCAGGAAGGUCCUGAGCGAAGACUACGGCAGCAUCCAUGUGUACUUCGGUCAGCCCGUGUCUGUCAGGAGUUUAGCGCAGGGCAGAGUGAACCGCUGCCAGUUCAACCUGGUGCCGAGACACAUCCCAGCGAGGCCCAGCGAGGAGAUCCACGGCUUCGUGAACGACUCGGCCUACAGGCUGGUGCGGGCCCAGGAGGAGAACAUGGUCCUGAAGCCGUGGGUCCUUCUGGCCUCCCUGCUGCUCCAGGACCACCACCAGAACCAGGCGGCGGGGCGGAAGCGGGGGCUGGCGUUGGAGGAGCUGACCUCACGAGCCGUGUGGCUCAGGGACGUCUCCCGGCAGUACGGAGCCUUCCUCCACUGGCCCGACCACACGGCUCCAGCAGAGGUGGUUUCCUCCAGUCUUCACCUGCAUCGAGGUCUGCUGAGGAUCUGCGAGGGCCGAGUCCAGCUGGCACUGGAACAAGGAGGACAGGUGGGACCAGGCAGCACCGUCACUCCAGAGGAGGCGCUGUUGAGCCAGGCGGUCGUCAUACUCUCCUGCGCCUCCUACAGGAACCAGGCGCUGCACCUCUUCCUCCGCCCGGCUCUGCUGGCCUCGGCCCUCAACGCCGCCUCCUCCAACCUGAAGCAGGAGGUCUUCAACAGCUUCAGCUUCCUCAGAAACAUGUUCUCCAAUGAGUUCAUCCUCUGUCCUGGAGCUACUGUGCAGGACUUUGAGGAGGCCUGUUACCUGCUGGAGAAGACCGGGGCUCUGCAGGUGACCCAACAGGAGGUUCUGGUAACACAAAGAGGACACAGAACACUGGACUUCCUUACCAGUAUGCUGGACCCCUUCCUGCAGGGAUACCAGGUGGUCUGCAGGUUCCUGUGUGAGGAGGCCACUGAGACUCUGACAGAGAAGCAGUUCCUUCCUGCCGUCCGCAGGUUCAUCAUCAAACAUCUUCUCGCAGGCAGACUAAGGCACACUGAGGUGUUGUCGUCUGACCUCCAGAAGAACAGUCUGGCAGCUCUGCUGAGACUUGGAGCUGUUCAGAAAAUCAAAGGGGCGGAUCAGGGGACUCUGAAGGUCAACAAGGUGAUGGUGAACUCGCUGGAAGACACUUUAGGAGGAAAACUGCCGACUCAGAAAGCCGUCGCCGCUCGCCUCUGAUUCGUCCUCCUCGUUAGGGCGACGGAGACGUCUCGAACCUUCUUCCCUGAAGUCGACGUCGUCGGUCGGCCCGACUCCAAACCGCUUUCUGUGAGAGGUGGAACAAAGAGUUUCCACCUGGAGACAGCUCAGCGCCUUUUAUCUGCUUCUCUUCUCUCCGUGUGACUUUCUCCUAAAAAACUUUUUAUAUGUAGAAGCUCAUGAAGCCGACGCUCAGCCGAGCGUCUGAAGCUUCGUCAUGAAGCCGUUCGGCUCACUCUGAAUGACCGACCUUUCGCCGUGAGCAGGAUGUUCCAGCUGUUCUCCGCCAGUGAUUCGAUUCUUGGCUUUCCUCUUCCUCUCUGUCUGCUGUCCGUCUGAGCUGCAGCCUCUUUUCUCUUCUUCUUGUCUCUUUUGUUCGGAGCACUUUAAUUUGUUCAUGCGUUGUGCUGUGGACCCACAUCGUCACACAUGUUUUCUAUUUCUCUGGUUGCUAAAAUGGGUAAAAAGCUUUGGGGAGGUUUCAUAUUUUAGAUUUUGGUUCAAGAAAGAACAAAAGAAUUGAGCUGAAUGUGCCUCAGACUCGAUUCUAAAAGCUUGCACCAGGUGGCGCUGUUUAAAGCCUCCUGGUUCGGGCUGUUUACACCGUGGAGACGACGCUCUCGGCUGACGCCAGUGUCGCAUCGCUGCCAAACUCCAUUUGAAAGUGCAGUAACUUGUACUGAAGCACUCCCAGCCGCACCAAAGCAAACGUCUGCUCUCUGUUGGAGGUAGUUUACGUGUUUUCUCACGUCCGGAAUCGUUCGUGAAGCUGCUUCAUAGCUGCAGAUUUUUUUAAAGUAGGAAUAUAUUAAAGUUGUUUAUCGUGAAAAGGACACAGACUUGAUAUUAUUUGUUACAGGAAGGAAGAAAAGGCAAAAAUAAAGGAGAGUAGGAGGGAUGCUAAUAACAGAAUAACAGGUCAGAGCUUUAAAGCAUCAGGCCAACGGUGACUCAGGAUCAUUCAUUUAAUUUUUAUCAAAUUUUCCACAUUAGAUUAGUGAAAAAAUCCUCGUUAUGAAACUAUUUAUUGGUGGUGAAUUAGCCGUGUUCACACUGGUUCCAGUGUUGCAGCAGAUUGAGGUUUUACAGAACAGGUGGAUCCGAACAGCUGCAGGUUCUCUGGGACGGUUUCAGGUCCUGGACCAGGAUUCGCUAAAUGUUUAAUAUCGGUGCCAAUCUGAGACCCGAGUUUGCCGAGAAGACCAACACGUUUUCUGAUGCAGCUCUGAAAAAGCCAAAUCUCUCAAACUCGUCAUUCAGAGUUUAGUCUCGACACAAAGUGGCCAAACAAGAACUUUGAUGAACUUUACAAACUACGAUCAUCUGAAAUUAGCAAAUAUAUAUCAGGAUAAUGAUGGGGAGUGUCUAAUUCAAAGCCACUUUUAUGCUUGGCGGGGGUCCUGGUUGGUUCUCUCCCUGACUCCAGUUCUUCUCUUGAUCUGUUAAUAGUUUAACACACGAGAGCUUCAUCAGAACGCAUUCAAAUAAAAGUUUUGGCUUUUUUCCCGCUGAUGCCACUAAAAUAAGAUUUGGCAGUUAUAUGAGGGGUGGGGGCUAAAACACCAACCAACUAAACUCCACAUGUUAAAGUCCACUCAGCAAAAAGACCACAGUCAAAUAUCCAAAUCUCUGAUCGCCAAAACUAAACGUGUUCUCAGGCUUCGCUCACUGAGGUCAGCUAUCAGUCAACUGCAGGUCGACACGCCCGCAGCUCGACACGCCUGCAGGUUCACACGCCUGCAGCUCAACACGCCUGCAGGUCCACACGCCUGCAGGUCCACACGCCCGCAGCUCGACACGCCUGCAGCUCAACACGUCAGCGUGUCAGUCAGUGACUGUUUGCGGUUCAGCAUCAGUGCAGCUUUUAUACUGUUUGAUGUCUAAAUAUUUGACUCUGUGUGUGUGUGUGUGUGUGUGUUCCUGCAUAUAAUCCUGUUUUUGUGUGUGUGUGUUGGGUUUGGCCUUUUCGUACUGAAUGUACAGGCUGAUAAAACUAAAGCAUGUUAAUAAAGUUUUUUAAACA